CUUUCUCGUGUUCUUCCAUUUAAAGCCUGUCAUCAGCCUUACUAUUAGGUAAACAAUCACAUUUAUAGAAUUCUCGCUGAUCUCGUGAUCUUUAUCAUUCAAAAACCUUUGGUAGUUCCCACUUUAGUCCUCUCAGAUAUAUAUAGAUAGAGAUAUAUAUAGCCACAUAAUAAACAUUCAAAACGAAAGAGUAUAUCAAAAGAAAACAUGUCAAAAUCUCUAGUAGAACUCGAUUUCUUCCGCAUGGAGAAAGAAAAUUCAUCCUCCUCGCUAUCAUCGUCAAAAUCUCAAUUCCAGAAAUUCCUUCAACAACAACGAGGUAUGCAAAACGCAGUUUCCAAAUUAAAUCCGGAGCUGUUGAGAACGGUUAUUAACUCCGGAGCUGCAAGUACAAGUAGCAAUAGCAGUGGUCAUUUGGAGCGAAAAUCAUCGUCUACUUUAAUCUUCGAUGAGGUGACAAAAGGGCCAGAGAAUCUGUUCUCUUUGGUUGCACCCGCCAUGCCUAAACAAAUGCAAUGUACGUCGGCUGAAACUGGAACACUACGAACAGCUCCAUUAACGAUUUUUUACAACGGGAAGGUGUCCGUUUUUGAUGUUCCCCGUGAUAAGGCGGAGUUUCUGAUGAAACUUGCUGAGAAUAAUAUGAAUAACGGAAUGAUCCCAUCAUCUUCAUCCAAGAUUACUACAACUAGUGUUGAUCAUUUUACGUUGUGUUCGUCUACGACGAUGGAUGAACAGAAAAGCAUUCUUGAUACACUUAACGAAGAUUUGCCAAUUGCUAGAAGGAGAUCGCUGCAAAGAUUUCUUGAAAAACGAAAAGAGAGACUGAGUUUCGUAGCAUCGCCGUACGCGUACAUACCAAGCCCUAGCAAGUUCGAAGAAAAGAACGAUGGAGUCGGUAGUGAUGGCGGUUCAACCUUAGAAGUUUGAUGCAAAUUACAAAUAUCGAAGGCCAAGCAAUUGUCACUUUCGUCGUCUUUUCGAGGAUGAAUUAAUAUAUAUAUUAGCUUAAUCAGGACUAUCUAACAACCCUUUAUCAAUAUUCAUUUGUUUCCUUUGGGAUAGUUUAAUUAUAUUUAUAAAGUCGGUGAUUGUAUUUUAUUUGACUAUUCUAAUGGGCUUUUGGGCACCUAGUUAGUGAGGCUGUGGUCUUCUUUCCUUGGUGACAGUUCUAGGAAAACCAUAUAAAAGCACAUUACAUGUUUUUGAAAUAUAAAUUCAUUUUUUGAAAGUUUUUGAACUGUAAUUUUGAAUACCGUAUUAUCUUGCUUAGGCAUGUUUUUAUACACAUGUCAAAUACUAAAAUUUGCCACUUUUACAUCGGCUAUGGAUAUGUCAAAGUGGUAAAUGUAUAUGGCAA
Messenger RNA from Papaver somniferum (opium poppy), 1360 nucleotides. RefSeq names its product protein TIFY 9-like. The transcript has 4 exons. Gene Ontology annotation, cellular component: nucleus. NCBI's taxonomy places the organism in Eukaryota, Viridiplantae, Streptophyta, Magnoliopsida, Ranunculales, Papaveraceae. Bases 208 to 930 code for a protein of 240 amino acids. The record is from RefSeq and is a predicted model, not a curated record. Gene Ontology annotation, biological process: response to wounding; regulation of defense response; regulation of jasmonic acid mediated signaling pathway.